Osmerus eperlanus (European smelt) is the source of this 1855-nucleotide messenger RNA. RefSeq names its product CWC25 spliceosome associated protein homolog (gene cwc25). Gene Ontology annotation, cellular component: U2-type spliceosomal complex. The record is from RefSeq and is a predicted model, not a curated record. The coding region runs from base 224 to 1426 and encodes 400 amino acids. Lineage: Eukaryota; Metazoa; Chordata; Actinopteri; Osmeriformes; Osmeridae. Gene Ontology annotation, biological process: mRNA splicing, via spliceosome. The transcript is spliced from 9 exons.
GGGGUCGAACAACAAUCUGAGUGGAACGCCUCGACCGGAAAACGAGUCAACAAACACCGGAAAGACAAGACCAUGGACACAAGUCGCAUUUGCUAAAAACAUUGUUGGGUUAUAUGUUUGAUAAUUCGCUUGAAACGUUGUUAACGGUUAUUUAGACGUUGAAAAAUAGUCACUUAUUCUUACUUGAUUUCUUUGUCUGAAUAAAAAGACAGCCGUUGUAAAGAUGGGAGGAGGUGACCUCAAUUUGAAAAAGAGCUGGCAUCCCCAGACUAUGAAAAACAUAGAACGGGUUUGGAAAGCCGAACAAAAACACGAAGCAGAGAGAAAGAAGAUCGAGGAGCUGCAGAAGGAACUGAAGGAAGAGCGAGCUCGAGAAGAAAUAACGAAAUUCGCUCAGGAGACAGGAGCUCUCAAGAAGAAAGAUGACCGGCUGGACUGGAUGUACCAAGGCCCGGGUGGGCAGGUCUCUCGUGACGAGUACCUGAUGGGCCGCCCCAUCGACAAGCAGAUUACUGAGCAGUAUGAGGAGCAAGAGCAUGGCCCGUCUGCCCAGACCGGCCUCCUGCCCGGCUCCAUAUUCAACCCCUCAACCACUGCCUCCAACCUGGACCUGGCUGCCAAGAUCAGAGAGGACCCCCUGUUCGAAAUCAGGAAACGAGAGGAGGAGAAAAAGAGGGAGGUCUUGACCAACCCUGUGAAAAUGAAGAAAAUCAAAGAAAUGCUGAGACAGAACCUGGAAAAGAAAGACAAGAAGAAGAAGAGGAAGAAGGACAAGAAGGAGAAGAGGGAGAAGAAGGAGAAGAAAGAGAGACGGAAGGAGAAGAAGCACAGGAGGAGCUCAAGCUCUGACGAGGAGGACAAAGAACACAAGUCUUCAAAAGAGGAGUCUUCAGGAACCAAAUCACGCUCCCACCACAUCCCUGGCUAUGGGCUCCUGCAUCCAGCCGGUAGGCAUCACCAGGCCUCUGGUCCUCCCAACCACUCCAGGCACCGUUCCCAGGAGAGGAGUCACUCUCGGUCGCCCCAAAGGACAGACAGGGACAACGGUCACUCCUCCCACAGAGAGGACAAGAAGUUUCAGCGCAAAGCCCCAAGCCCACAGAGGAAUCACCACCACAGACAUCAGAGUAACCACGGCUCUAAGCGCCUCUCUGCAGAAGAACUUGAAAAGAAGAGGCAGCAGAUGAUCGAGUUUGCCAAGCAGAGAGAGGAGGAAAGGGAGAACAACGUCCGCAGUUACAAACAGCAAGACGAACAGGAGAAGGAGAGGGAGCAGUUUGGAAAACAUGGCCGCUCCGCCGGCUUCAUCCACAACAUGAAGCUGGAGAGUGCUGCCACCUCGUCCGUGGAAGACAGAGUGAAGAGGAACAUCCACUCCAUACAGAGGACCACGGCUUCCCUGGAGAAGAACUUCAUGAGGAGAUGAGGACCAGAACAGGAAAGAAAACGGAAUGGGAUAGAAUUUCCGAGAGCGUGGAUACAGAUUUUUCUAGAAAUCGACCACACUGCAAUGUAGAUACCGGUUGUGUGGUUUUAAUGUGAAUACAAGGAGAGUCUGCAGAAAAACCUCAUAUUCACUCUCAGGCCUUCGAUAAAGUAUGUCAGUCAGAAACUGUGUCACUGUCAUGCAAAGGAUCUGUAAUGACCAAAUCACAAAGUCACUGACCACCAGCAAGUUACACUGUUAUUUCCGGCAACUUACAUUAUCUGAUAUUGUUAAGUAUAAUGUUUUCCCACCAAUGUUCGUCUUUUUUUGUCACAAACCCUUUUUUGUAAAUGGUUUUUAAAGGCGUUUCAGUGUAUAAUGCUGUAAAAAGAAAUAUAUAUACCUGAAUAAAACAAGUUCUGAAAUUAA